CGUACAUACCAGGAGAUGCGCCAGAAGCCCGCUCCCCAGAAUACCUUUUUUAACCUCAAGCAAGAGCCACAGCAGUUUAGACCGACGUCAGUAGCCACAGAGUUCGUGGAUACAGAUUGGGAUGAAGAAGAAGAUGAGGAGGAUGAAAUGAGCGAGCCGGAAGAUAACUCACCCCGAGUGAGUCUGCAAUCGGCUGGGCAGCCGAGUUUCACAACCCUCUCUUCGUACGACGAGGUCCCCACCCCCCGUUCAAGUGCAGUCCCGCAGUUCUAUCUUGAAUACUCUCCGAAGCAGGUUGAAGGCCCUCGCGGGCCACACCUCUUCCAAUUCCCUGCCGACCAGUAUGCGAGGUUCCAAGCAGGUGAAGACGAUGUAGUUUUAACACUGUCGCCCAUGACUCCAAUGGUGCCUCGAGAAGUCGUAUCUCAUGCCCGGUCGUCUCGCUGGAACGGCCCUUUCCAAUACACCACUGCAGAGCUCGACUCAUCGACGCUGUCAGAAUGGACACCCGAGAUGGUAGCACAGUCAAUGCUCAAUGCCGGUAUUGAGCUGGCAAUUACGGAGAGGUUCAUCGAAAAUGACAUCAACGGUGCUAUCCUGAUUACGUUGAAGUUUGAAGACCUGAAAGAGCUAGACAUCUCUUCCUUCGGAAUUCGAACAAGGGUGUGGCAUCAAAUCCAGGCAUUAAUGGACAGCAGGCCUGCUUCACCCCAGGCUACGACUCCAAUUGAGGAUAGACCGAGCCGUGAAGCCAGGAAGGUGAUGAAAAAGGACAAUGCAGGCUCGACGCGACGCCACGAGAGCAAGCGCAGGGUCCGCCGGGCUACCGAUCCCAUUACUCCAAUGGAAUCAGUGUCCAUCAUUGGCAUUGAGCAAGUCAUUCCGAAGCCGCACAACUGUUCCAAGGGCGAGAAGUGCUCAAAGUGGAAGAAGCAGCAGAAAAUCAUUGAGGAGUUCAAGGCUAUGAACCCCCAUAUUGACAUCAACAAUGCUAGUGGAGCUGUUGUCAUCUAUGGCGAUGCAGGAAAUCCCGACACAGCCAGGGCUCUGGAUCCCAACGAGACGAUUCGGCCAUUUUCCGACUCGGUUCCGUCUGUGGUGGCAUCGUCCGACAUUCUUGGCCCUGGCGGCCUGCCGCCUCUGCAGUACCUUCAGGAAACGACCCUUCGAAACUUGCAGGCUCGCGACCCUCAAGAUAACGUUCGCCAGUUUCUCAACUUUCAGCGGGCCAACCCAAGCAGCAAUGAAGUGCCACUCACUCCCCCCUUUGAAGUUACACCAUCUGCACAACCUCACCAAGGCUUGCGACGUCUGCCAAAGCUUUCCAUCCCAGGAAACCCUCAGAACCAGCAGCAGCAGCAGCAGCAGCAGCAGGCAACACGCCGCUCCUCUCCGUUGCAGCAGGAGUUUGUACCAUACCAGAUGGACAAGGCUGACCCGUUGUCUCCCGACUUGGAAACUGCAAAGAACCCCUAUCGAUUCGGAACCCCAUUCUCCGAGAUGGAUGUUCCGAUCACGGCUGUGCCUAUUGGGCCCGUUGCCCGCGACGUCUCUCAGUCGGUGCCUCCCGAUAUGAACUACAGGGCCGCUCCCACCGUGGGCCACAACCGAUCCCAGUCGCGAGCUUCUGGCCGCCGCCCCUCUUUCCCUGUCCUUCCCGCCUUGGAUGAGAACCGGGCAACCCGCAACUAUCCAAGGGCCACCUCGCCCAAGUCGGCGUCUCCUAGAACUCCACCUCAACCUGCCCAAGCGCCCCCUCGCUUCAACUAUCCUUGGUCACCUGUUGACCGCACCACGUAUGAGCAGGCCAUUCCUCCCAUCCCCUCAGUGCGCCCUGGUGACUCUAGGGAGGCACCGACCGCAAUGCCUGCCAAUGGCAUCAGCUUCCAAGGUCCCAUGAAGAAGCGUAAGAUGCGCAUGCUUCGCCAUGAAUGGCAGGACGGCUACUUCACCUUGAAGGGCACCCGCCUGAACAUGCACAAGGAUGCUCAGCAGGUUGAUCGCACGCUCGAGUAUGUCGACAUUGACGACUACGCGAUUGCCUGCUCCAGCCUAGCAUCUACUUCCAAGCUCAGUGCAGCCUUCAAGGCCGUCUCUAUUUCCCACAACCGCGAUAAGAGCGAUCCCGUUGGUGCCUUUAGCUUCCAGCUCAUCCCUCAAGAUAAGAACGGAGCUCGGCUGCGCAAGCGUGAUAGCUCUCUUCAGCCCAACGCUUCGGCCGAGGGCGUCAACGGCACCGGCAAGACGCACCAUUUUGCGGUUAAGAACCGUGAUGAGCGUAUUGAUUGGAUGCGAGAGCUCAUGCUGGCCAAGGCACUGAAGCAGAAGGGCGAUGGUUUUGAGAUCAGCGUCAACGGUAACAUGAUUUAAAGUUGCAAAAAACAUAAAAAGAUACAUUUUAUUCAAUCUUUUUAUUUUCGAUUUGUUUAUCUGUUUAUCUGUUUUUCUUAUUUUUGAUGACUUUCCUAUUGUUUAUAACGAAGAAUGAAUGAUGACCAUUUCCUUUUUUUUCUUUUUUUCUUCUCCCUAUCUCUUCUCAAUCUCCUUGAUUCACAUUAUAUCCCCUUCUCUCGCUGAGGCUAAGCCGCAAGACUGCCUGCGCCCAGCUGUUGAUUCUACUUCUUCCAAAACCCCCCUUGUUCUCUUCUUGCAUUAAACCCCCCCCCCCCCCAAAGAAAAAUAUGGCGAGUGAAGACAAAGAUUCAUAGCGAAAGACGCGGG
Messenger RNA from Trichoderma virens Gv29-8, 2721 nucleotides. RefSeq lists its product as uncharacterized. Gene Ontology annotation, molecular function: protein binding. The transcript is spliced from 4 exons. The coding region runs from base 16 to 2370 and encodes 784 amino acids. The record is from RefSeq and is a predicted model, not a curated record. NCBI's taxonomy places the organism in Eukaryota, Fungi, Ascomycota, Sordariomycetes, Hypocreales, Hypocreaceae.